AUGGGUAAACACACCACCAACUCAUCCUCGGCCUCCAUCUCCUCCAGUAAACGAAGCCUAAGCCGCCAAUCUUCAGCGUCUUCGUCCCUGGCGGAGAGGGUUGGAGACAGGGUUGCUGGUGAUUCCCCUCCACUCCGCCAGGACGUCGCCCUUCAGCCCCUAACAUCCACAUCCACGUCUGCAUCCUCAUCCUCUGCCAGGUCCACCGUGACUGUCUCACCCUCACACCCAGUCCAAGCCAAGGGUCAUGUCUUGCCGUAUCAGGCUCCGGCCUCUCAUAUACCUCCUCCAUCAUUAAGUACCGCUGCUACCCCAGCUGCAUUUGCAUUUGCAUUUGCAUCUACACCUGCAUCUACUUCUAUUCACGCUUCGGCUCCAACCUCAGCUGCUGUUCCACCGGUUCUCGUUGGUGAUCAAGAUGCGGCGCAGCCUCUUCAUCAUAUCGAUUCCGACGAUAGUCUAGAUGCCAUUUCUCAACCCAUUGACGACACUAUAGGUAUGGCUUCCAAGAAGACGCCCUUCUUGCGCUCCGCCGCCGCUCGCUCCGAUGCUGCUCCCUACGGUUCGGUCUCACUAACACCCAGUCGCAAUAAUUCACCCGCUGGUAGUGAUCGCUGGGAUCCCGAUUCCCACCAGCUUCGUCACGUUCCGGAUACAAUGCGCAGCGAGACCUCGCACCGCUCCGUCCUUGGCAAGAAAUCAUCCUCGAGGCUAUCCGAAGAAAUCGAUGGCGCCGUCCUAGUCUCGGGCCUUGAAGGCCGCCUGGGCAUUACCGAACCUACACAUACUGGUAUUCUCGAGGGUAGCAUGAAGGACGACUUGUCUGAAGAUGGCGCACUGCUGGAUGACGCCUCUUCGGCCGCAUCAGAUUCUGACUAUCAAGAAAACUCGCCUCACGAGGCUGUUCGUGCCUCUGUUCCGCCUACAGACAAUACCACUCUCUCCAUAAAUACGCCACGCAUGUGGUGUCUCUCUGUCAUUUUCGCCAUUCUAGGCUCUUCGACCAAUCUGUUCUUCUCCUUAAGAUACCCCAGUGUUGCCAUUACUCCAGUUAUUGCCUUAUUGCUUGUCCAUCCUCUUGGACAUUUGUGGGAUUUUGUGCUGAAGCGUCCUUAUGACCCCGAGGAGGAGUUUAUCGAUGGUGUACGGACGACUUCCGUCAGUGACGAUUCGCAUGGGCCGCAUAAGAUCAAGAGACGCACGCGUUGGAGGAGAUGGUUAGCGCAAGGUCGUUGGAACGAAAAAGAGCAUACUUGCGUCUAUGUUAGCAGCAAUGUUGCAUUUGGCUUCGCCUUUGCGACAGAUGUUAUUGUUGAGCAGACUCAGUUCUACAAUCAGGAAGCUCCUAUUGUGUACCAGCUUCUUCUCACUAUAUCCACCCAGAUUCUCGGUUAUGGCUUCGCAGGCAUAACACGCCGCUUCCUUGUUCGACCCAGUGGAAUGAUCUGGCCCGGGACUCUCAUGUCGGCAGCUAUGUUCUCGACGCUUCACAAACAGGAGAACAAACCUGCCGGAGGCUGGACCAUUAGCAGGUGGAAAUUCUUCUACAUCGUCUGGACCAUAUCCUUCCUCUUCUAUUUUCUCCCUGGACUACUUAUGCCGGCACUCAGCUAUUUCAACGUCAUUACCUGGUUUGCGCCCAAAAAUGUAGUUAUCGCAAACCUGUUCGGCGUCUCCUCCGGCCUUGGGCUCUUUCCCCUGACCUUUGACUGGGCGCAAGUGACCUACGUUGGCUCACCGUUACUUGUUCCGUUCUGGGCUGCUAUGAAUGUUAUCGGGGGUUUAGCUGUGGUAAUGUGGAUUAUCGCACCUAUUCUCUACUACACCAACGUUCUCUUCUCAUCGUACAUGCCGAUUCUUUCGGCUGCUGUUUUCGACAACACGGGCAAGGUCUACGAUGUCAGCAAGAUUCUCACGCCUGAUUUCCUCUUUGACCGAGAGGCCUACCAGAGCUACAGCAGAGUGUUCUUGCCAAUCACAUACGUGUUGAGCUAUGGUGUUCAAUUCGCUGGUCUGGCUGCUCUUCUGACGCAUACUGCCUGUUGGCACGGUCAGGAUAUAUGGAGGUCUUGGAAACGAGCACUUGAGGAGGCUCGCGAGGAUGGGCAGCCAAAGUAUGAACCGGUUGCGGAUUCUCCUGGGCCUUUACCACGGCAAUCGCUCGACGAGGACCAUAGGCGCAUGUCAACAUCCACUUCUCAUGUAGAUGGAAUUAUUAGCCGCGAAGAUAUUCACAGCAAACUCAUGAAGAGAUACAAGGAUGCCCCUCUGAGUUGGUAUCUAAUCACAUUUCUCUCCAUGACUGCUAUCGGCAUCUUUGUUGUUGAAUACUAUCCCGUCCAUUUGCCCUGGUACGGCCUCCUUCUCGCGCUUGGCCUUGGAGCUCUGUUUUUCAUCCCCAAUGGUAUCAUCAUGGCCGUCACAAACCAACACAGCAGCAUCUAUCUCAUCUGUCAACUUAUCUGCGGUGUUGUGUUCCCCGGUCGCCCCAUCGCAAACAUGGUUUUCGUUACAUACGGCUACAUCUCAUCAGCGCAAGGUAUCAAAUUCGCUUCCGACCUUAAACUCGGCCACUACAUGAAGAUUCCUCCUCGCAUCCUCUUUCUUGUUCAGAUCGUCGCGACACUUGUCUCGUCGCUGACUCAGAUUGGUGUGCUCAACUGGAUGUUCGCAAACAUCAAAGGCAUUUGCACUUCAGAGGCUCUCAAUGGAUUCACCUGCCCCAUUGCAAGAGUGCACUUCAACGGCUCCAUUCUGUGGGGUGUCGUUGGACCUAACGAAUUCUUCGGUCCGAAGGCCAUAUAUCGUUCCCUGGUCUGGUUCUUCCCCCUUGGCGCUCUCCUCCCCAUUCCCCUGUGGCUUUACUGUCGACGUAACACCUCUAGUAUUCUCCGCAAGGUUAACCUCCCUGUUAUCUUUGGCGCCAUGUCCUGGAUACCUCCUGCAACAGGCCUCAACUUCUCCGUCUGGGUACUCGUAUGCUACGUCUUCAACUAUCUUAUCAAGAACCGCCACAAUGCCUGGUGGAGCAAGUACACCAUGACCUUGAGCGCCGCCCUCGAUUCUGGGCUUGCCUUUGGUAUAGUAGUUGUCUUUUUCGGCUUCAUCUACCCUGGGCUUGCAAAGAACCUCAAGUGGUGGGGCACUGAAGUGUACAAGCAGGGCUGUGACUGGCAAGCAUGCUCAUAUAAUACCCUCCCAGAAGGUGAACGCUUCGGGCCCAAAACAUGGUAG
Fusarium tjaetaba is the source of this 3234-nucleotide messenger RNA. RefSeq names its product sexual differentiation process isp4. The coding region runs from base 1 to 3234 and encodes 1077 amino acids. Gene Ontology annotation, biological process: transmembrane transport. Gene Ontology annotation, molecular function: oligopeptide transmembrane transporter activity. The transcript has 2 exons. The record is from RefSeq and is a predicted model, not a curated record. NCBI's taxonomy places the organism in Eukaryota, Fungi, Ascomycota, Sordariomycetes, Hypocreales, Nectriaceae.